CAAAAAUACUAGUUGGUCCAAGGGGCUAAAAAAAAUGCAGAAAUUAGUUCCAUAGGAGGAGGAGGUGCAAAGACUUUGCAGUGGUAGUUUUAUUUCUUCGUCAAUGAAAUAAAUAAUGUCCAGUCCAACCGCGUUUUAACUUUAUUCCUUCCCUUGUUAAAUAAUUCGACAUCAUUGCUUUUGCACGAUGCUGCGGUAGUCACUCCUUUUAUCUUUAUCCGACCAAAGGACCCACAGUUGAAAGAAGGUCCUGAAGGCUGAUCACCCCACCAUUUGCACAGUCUUCUUAAUAGCUUCCAUGAUUUUGUAUAGUAAGCAGGUAAGAGGCAGCUUCGUCUUUCAAACUAACGUUGCUGCCUAUCUUCUUGUCUUCAAUUUCCAUCAUGUUUCUUGCUUUAGUUUCUUCUAAUUUGUUAAUUCUUUCUUUUUCUUUUUGACGCGGUUUUUCUUUUUGAUAUAUACUGCAUCAUAUAGUUUCAAAGUUCAUCAGCUUAUGAAUCUAUAGCCUACCCUUCUUUCUUCCUUUCAAGACACUGCAAGUGGACUGUCCUAUAAACCAGAAGCCGCCUUCCCCAACAUUCUUAAGUUAGAAAGAAACACUGAAAAUGGCAGAAACAGUUCUCUCUUUUGUGCUGCGACAACUCUCAACUUUUCUGCGCGAGGAGGGACGACUAUUGGGGGGGCUUCAGCAAGAGGUUCAAUUCAUCAUGGAUGAGUUGGAGCAAAUGAGAGCUUUCCUGCGAGAGGCAGAAGCAAAAGAAGAAGAUGCUCAACCCACUCUCCAACAAUGGAUCAAGCAAGUGCGAGAUGCUGCUUAUGACACUGAAGACAUUCUUGAUGAAUUUGUAGCUCGCUUUGCUCGGCAUCCCGCAACAGGAUUCUACGGCUCUGUUCGGAGAAUUUUCAGCUCCAUCAAGAAUUUGAGAGCUCGUCAUCGAGUUGCUAGCGAAAUACAAGGCAUCAAGUCCAGAAUAAAAAGUAUUUCCGAAGCUCAUCAAAGAUACCAAUCUGAAUAUGGUAUCUCUGCCCAAGCGUCCAACUCACUUUCUGCUGUGAACAACACAACAUGGCGCUAUAGCAGAGAUGAUGCGCUGCUUGUGGAAGAAGCUAAAUUAGUUGGCAUUGACCAGCCCAAGAAACAUCUAAUUUCUCAGCUCCUCCAAGGGGAUGAUUACCAACUAAAAGUUGUUUCAGUGGUUGGUAUGGGAGGACUUGGCAAAACUACCCUAGUGAAAAAAGUCCAUGAGGAUCCUGAAGUCAGAAGGCAUUUCCCAGUCCGUGCUUGGGUAACUGUCUCUCAAACAUGUGACUUUCAGUACCUCCUGAAAGACUUGAUUCUGCAGUUACACAAGGACGGGAAGAAACCAGUCCCACAAUUGAUCGACUCCAUGACUACCACCGAGCUGAAAGAAAUUAUCAAAUAUUUUCUUCAACAAGCUGAAAGGUAUGCGAUUGUUUUUGAUGAUGUAUGGGACGUGGAAUUUUGGAAUACCAUCAAGUUUGCGCUGCCCGAGAGUAGCCACGGCAACCGUGUCAUGCUAACAACUCGGAAAGCUGAUGUAGCCUCUGCCUCUUGUACAGAAUCUCUAGGUUAUAUCUACAGAAUGGAGCCACUGUCCUUUGAAGAUUCGUGGAUCCUGUUUUGUAACAAGAUCUUUAAGGGAAAUAGUUGCCCUGGCCAUUUGAUGGAUGUUGCCAAAGUUAUACUGGGUAAAUGUGAGGGCUUGCCCCUUGCGAUUCUUGCAAUCAGUGGGCUUUUGGCUUUGAAAGAUGUAAACAGAACAGAGGAAUGGGAGAUGGUUCGACGCAGUCUUGGGGGUGAAUUAGAAGGCACUGGUAAGUUAGACAGAGUUAAAAGGAUACUUUUUCUUAGUUAUAAUGAUUUGCCUUGGCAUCUAAAGGCAUGUCUGUUGUACACAAGCAUCUACCCAGAGGAUCACAAAAUAGACUGCUAUAGACUAGUUAAUUUGUGGAUUGCUGAAAGGUUUGUAGAAGGGAGAGAAGGAAUGAGUAUUGAAGAUGUAGCCUGGAAUUAUCUCAGUGAACUCGUCAAUAGAAGUCUAAUUCAAGUGUCUAAGGUGUUUUAUGAAGGAAUACCCCAAAGAUGUCGAAUCCAUGACCUAUUGAGAGAAGUUAUUCUUCUCAAGUCAAGGGAACAAAACAUGGUCACAGCCACUACUGGACAACCAAUGACGUGGCCGUCCGAGAAGGUACGCCGUCUAGCAGUCCAUAGUAGUAGUAGCAGUAACAACACCCAGCACCACCACCAAAGACGAAUUUAUUGCUUUGACCACCUUCGGUCGUUCGUUACAGUUGGAUCCACCGACCCGCUACUAUCCAAAACGUUGUUAUCUGAAAUUUCAAGGAGUAGUAAGCUGUUAAAGGUUUUGGAUUUGGAUGGUCAAGAGACACAAGAGGAAAUACCAAAUGAGAUUUUCAAGAUGUUUCAUCUCAAGCAUCUGGACCUAUGCGAUACAAGAGUGGAGAGAGUCCCGAAAGCCAUUGGAAAGCUUCAACAUUUGGAGUUUCUGGAUUUGGGUAACACCAGAGUUAGGGAACUACCUGUGGAAAUCCUGAAGCUGCAAAAACUUCGGGUUCUCAGAGUAUAUCAACAAGUUGAUUCUUCCGAUGAUGAUUAUGGAUAUCAUGGAUUUAAAGCUCCCUCAAAUAUGGGAGGGCUUCUUGCCUUAGAAGUAUUAGACAGCAUAGAUGCAAGUAGUGGAUCCACAAUAAUCAAGGAGAUAGGAAAGUUGACCCAAUUAAGAGAAUUAGGUAUUACAAAGUUAAGAAGAGAAGAUGGAAAAGAGCUCUGCUCCUCCCUUGCCAAUCUCACCAGUCUUCGGGAAUUAAGCGUUGAUUCAAUUGGUAAAGAUGAUGAUCAUGAGAUAAUCGAUCUAAAUCACCCUUCUCUUUCUUCUUCUUCUUCGUUUCUUCAAUCUCUUCGUCUGCUGAUUAUGUACGGCCCCUUAGAAAAGAUGCCACAAUGGGUAGCUCAUCUUCACGGCUUGGUAAGAAUAGAUAUGAAUUGGAGUAGGUUAAGGGUCGAGGAGGAUCCGCUUGAAUCCCUCCAACAUUUGCCCAAUUUGGGUAGAAUUAAUUUCUGCGGAUCUUACCAGGGAGAAGGGUUGUGUUUCAAGGCUGGAGGGUUCCUAAAUCUGAAGUGGAUGCACUUAAAGAGAAUGGAAGGGUUGAGAUGGAUGAGAGUGGAGGAGGGUGCAUUACCACGUCUCCAUGAACUCAUUCUGGAACAACUUCCAUUACUAGAUGAGUUACCUUUGGGUAUUCAGCACUUGAGCCAUCUUCAAGAGCUGUCUUUGUAUGAGAUGAGUUCUGAAAUGAUAGAAAAGGUAGAGAAUCAGAAGGAAGAAAGUGAAGAUUACACAAGAAUUGCACGCAUUCCUGAAAUUGUCAUUGGUUGCUAUACAGAUGAUGGAGAAUGGACAGUGCGCCAGCUAUGGGAGAAGAAGAAAACAUAAUCAUUCCUAGCAGCAGCAGCAGCCGCCGUGGCUCCCCUUUCUCUGGUUUGCACCCUCCUUGUUGUGGACAACACUGCUUUUGUUUUUUAUUUUUUAUUAGUAAAUUUUUUCCCCUUCGACCGUAAGAGAGGUUCAUCAUCUUCUGUGUCCUACCUUCUUAUUUAUUGUAUGUAUUGUGUAUAAUGCUUGAUGUAUAGUAUAACUCUCUAUCUUUUUGUGUCUUAAUCUUUAUUCAGCAAACGAUCAAUUUUAAAAUUUUGGUCAGAGAUAAUAUGUAAACCCAAUUUAUCCUGA
This is a messenger RNA of Coffea arabica (coffee), 3770 nucleotides long. Its product is annotated as disease resistance protein RPM1-like. Gene Ontology annotation, molecular function: ADP binding. The record is from RefSeq and is a predicted model, not a curated record. Gene Ontology annotation, biological process: defense response to other organism. Lineage: Eukaryota; Viridiplantae; Streptophyta; Magnoliopsida; Gentianales; Rubiaceae.